AUUUGUAUUAACUUAUUUACAACAAACUCGUAAAUAAGGAAUCUCUUGAGCCCUCCUUGCUCACAAGACUACAUACAUAGAUCUUCUUGUAGAACAUGGAGAAAAAUUUAGAAUUGGAAGAGUUUUAUUAUGAUAUUCUUAGAAAGCACAUCGAGAAUCAUCAUUCGAUUUCACCUGAACAAUUGGAAAUAUUAGUUAAUGUAGUGUACUAUCUUGGUGUUUUCAUUAACUAGCAGUCACUAUUUACUAAGGCCUUCCAAAUUAUCAAAGAAAAUUUAAUUGACAAUCAACCAAUCAUUUAGAAUUCAUUAUAUUUGCAUAUCCUUUAGGCUUGUGGCUCUUAAAAUAUCUGUUUGAAACCAGGUCAUCAGUUUUUCAACAUAGAUAUCAAUAACACAUAUUUCAAAUCCCGAUUCCUUACACCCUAUCUUAAUUCAAUAACCUAAAGAAUACCAAAAGAUAAUAUUAUAUAAUUCAUUAGGGAUGAAUAAUAAAGUAUCAAAUUACUUCAUCCUUAAUCAGAGGAUUACAUAAUCUAUGAAUUAAAAUUAUUCAUUAUCCAACAAUAACUCAAAACUGUAGAUUUCAAUUUAAAUUCCCAAGAGUUAUUUGAUUUAUUUACUUUUCUUCGUAUUGAAGAUAAAUACAAAUACAGCAUCAAACAAAAGCUCUCCAAUAUAGAAAGCAAAGAUAAUUUAAUAAAUCCCUUCUAUUAAUUGGCCAUCAAAUACAAAACAUUUCUUUCACAAUAUCUUAAUUUAGAUUUUGAUCAAUUUUUUGAAGUCUUCAAAAAGCAUUUAAAUAAUAUAUAAACCUUUUAUCAAAACUAAAAGCAUAUGCUGAUUGUAUUAAAUGAAAUAAUUGAAGAAUAUUUAGUAAAAAACAAUGGAUGUUUAUAGAAAUUGAUUGAAUCUUAUGAUGAAGAUAUUGGCUAUUUUUCUUAAUGUAUGAUUCAAUCCAUUGAUCAUUUUGUGUUUUUAAUGAUGGAAAAACUGUUUAAAUUAGUUUCCCCAUAUAAAUCCCAUUUUAAUUUAACCUAGUAAAUUGCUAAGAUUUCUAAGAUGUCCUAGUAUCACCAUAAAUAAGUGGAUAAAUUUAAACUAAAAGAAUUGGAGAAAUAUUUAAGAAUAGCUUAAACAUCCCUUAAACCAUUAUAUUUACCUUAGCCUUAAUUUAUAUCGCAGACUGCUGAACUAAUCUCUGAUAUUCCACAUUAAUUAGUGUCAUACUUGCCGAACGAGAAGAAUAAAAGAUAUCAAUUAUCUGCUUAUGGAUAUGCUGAGGUCACAUAUAAGGAGAAUUACACACUGGUGGUAACUACAAAACAAUUGGUUUCUCUGUUUCAUCUGAUAAACAAUAAUAUUAAAUAGGUCGAUUAAAAUAAUGUGAUUAUUUUCAAAAAAAUAGGUUUAAUAAAUCCAGAUGGAAACUUGAAUUAGGAUUGGAAUCCAACUCAUAAAUGUUUGAUAUUAUUUAAUUGA
Messenger RNA from Paramecium octaurelia, 1481 nucleotides. NCBI's taxonomy places the organism in Eukaryota, Ciliophora, Oligohymenophorea, Peniculida, Parameciidae. The record is from the annotation of a GenBank genome assembly.